Molecule: messenger RNA, 1110 nt
Organism: Iphiclides podalirius (scarce swallowtail)
Lineage: Eukaryota; Metazoa; Arthropoda; Insecta; Lepidoptera; Papilionidae
Source: the annotation of a GenBank genome assembly
AUGGUCGAAGGUCAGCGGCAUUUCGAAGGUCAGCGGAAGAUGUGUGCACACCGCUUCAAAAGCAACAGCGCGUCGAGUGCCCGCAUCAGUUUAAGGAACUCUGUAACGAAAGCCGAGAUGCCGUUGUCGUGUCGGUUUUACCAGGAGAAAUAUCCUGAAGUGGAAGAUGUAGUAAUGGUUACUGUGAGAUCUAUAGCCGAGAUGGGUGCAUACGUCCACCUAUUAGAAUAUAACAACAUCGAGGGCAUGAUCUUACUGUCAGAGUUAUCGAGAAGACGUAUUAGGUCUAUUAACAAACUCAUUAGAGUUGGAAAGACUGAGCCAGUAGUAGUUAUCAGAGUAGACAAAGAAAAAGGUUAUAUAGAUUUGUCUAAACGACGUGUCUCUGCAGAAGACAUUGAGAAGUGCACUGAGAGAUUUGCAAAAGCCAAGGCGGUUAAUUCGAUACUGCGACAUGUUGCUGAACUGUUGCAUUAUGAAAGUUCAGAACAAUUAGAAGAGCUGUAUAAAAGAACUGCUUGGCUUUUUGAAGAAAAGUAUAAAAAAAAGGCAUCAGCUUUUGACUUUUUCAAACAGGCUGCAGUUGAUCCAUCAGUCCUCAAUGAAUGUGGACUUGAUGAGAAGACCAAACAAGUUUUGCUAGAAAACAUCAAAAGGAAACUCACGUCACAAGCUGUAAAAAUCCGAGCUGAUAUUGAGUGUGCCUGCUAUGGGUAUGAAGGUAUUGACGCCGUUAAAGCUGCACUCAAAGCAGGGCUCUCAUUGUCUACUGUGGAGAUGCCUAUCAAAAUCAACUUAAUUGCACCACCUCUAUAUGUGAUGACCACAUCAACUCCAGAGAAGACAGAUGGUCUGAAAGCAUUACAGGAUGCCAUUGAUAAAAUCAAAGAAACCAUAACUGUGUCAGGUGGUGUGUUUAAUGUACAGAUGGCGCCUAAAGUGGUUACGGCGACCGACGAAGCGGAACUGGCGAGGCAAAUGGAGAGGGCGGAAGCGGAGAACGCGGAGGUAGCCGGCGACUCUGCAGACGAGGGCGACGACCAAGGAAUGGGUGAUGCUGGCGAAGAGGAGCCUCAGCAGAAUGGUGCUUCCGAUGAGGAUGAUGAAAAC